Molecule: messenger RNA, 870 nt
Organism: Rhipicephalus sanguineus (brown dog tick)
Lineage: Eukaryota; Metazoa; Arthropoda; Arachnida; Ixodida; Ixodidae
Exons: 8
Coding region: 198-749 (183 amino acids)
Source: RefSeq, a predicted model, not a curated record
ACCAGGGUCUGGAAGGAAGCUUGCAGAAGGCAAAGGCCCACUCAUCUGCUGAUGUGCAACAUCAGCUGGACCAAGUUUGCGGGAGGCUCCUUUCUUCAGACGCAAUUGUCGAUGAAGGCAUUGUUGAUUCUCUGAGUGAGGAUGACGACGAUGACGAGGAUUCACAGGAGGAAUCGGAGCCGGAGCCAGAACUUGACAUGGACGACAUUGUGCAAGCAUUGCCUCACCAGAUGUAUGGCGAUCAGCUCUUGAAGGUGUUCUAUGAAGAAGAGAACCAGGACACUGUGUCGCAACGAGCAUUGACAGUAUCAAGGCUCGAAGAAUCAUCCCCCUACCAAUCUUUAGAAGAGACAACAGUGAAUGCUCCUGAGACGUCCCAGUCUGACGAAAUAGACUGCUCCCAGGCAACUCAACCUGAAGCUGUUGAGUUUGCAGCUCCUCCGGUCGACGAACAAGCCUCCGAGCUCGUGAAGCAGCUGACAGGUGAAGAGAAGACGCUCGUGGCCCCAGCAGGACCAACUGCCCCACCUAGUGAAAAAGUGAACGGACUCAACCUACAAGAGUACAGCAUAGCGUUCAGCUCAAGACCCAAAAUUCCACGCACCCCAGAGCCCAGCGGUGGUGGCACCUCCAGCAGAGUGGACUCCACACCGACCAGCUCGCAGUCGCUACGGAGGAGCCCCGCCAGCACCGCAUCCAGGGGCAACACUUCUUCAGUCCGUCCAGCGUACAGCACAGAACAAGAAUGAACGGUGUUCCUUCAAGAAAAUCCUGCUGGUGGUUCUUAGUUCACUCAUUUCAAGAUAAGAAAAUAGAAACCCUAUUUUGAUCUUUAUGCUGAACUGUUUUACUGGUGUUCAAUAAAGCUCC